GAAAGCUCAGGGCUCACCCUACCACCUGCUUGUGUGCCUGUGAGGGAGGGGUUGUCGCCGUUCUGCUUCUGCCGGGCGAGAAGGACGGCGGGUCGACUGUGGAGGUUGUGUUAUCCGUCACCGCCGUCAAUUCAUACACGAUGGCAGCUGCCGUCGCGGGGUUCCGUGCCUCCUACCAUCGCUUCUUGGACCGGAUCGAGCUCAUGUUGCCGCCACGGCUGCGCCCGAUAUACAACCAUCCUGCAGGUCCUAAAACAGUGUUUUUCUGGGCACCUAUUAUGAAAUGGGGUUUGGUCUGUGCUGGAAUGGCUGAUAUGACUAGGCCAGCAGAAAAACUCAGCACAUCACAAUCUGCAGUGUUAAUGGCCACAGGACUUAUCUGGUCAAGAUAUUCCUUAGUUAUUAUUCCUAAAAACUGGGGUCUAUUUACCGUUAAUUUCUUUGUGGGAUGUGCUGGUGGUUCUCAGCUGUACCGUAUAUGGAGGUAUAAUCAAGAGCUAAAAGCCAAGGAGCAGGAACAAAAGCAGCAAUAAAAAUGCAGUUCAUCUCUUCAUGUUUCAUCUGUGAACUCAUUAUCAAGGGACCUAGUUGUAAUCUUGUGCAGUUGUCCAGCAUGAAUUUUUACUAAUGUCUGAGCAUGUUUUUUCUAUAAAUUAGAAAACAGUCUCUUUACACAAAUAAAAUUUAACUUGCCUAUAAACAAAUGCCUAUUUUUAAAUUCAGAUGUCACAGUCUGUUAACUGGGUUAAAUGGCAACCCUAAAUACAAAAUGUAUUCCUUGUUAAAGUUCAAUCUACAUAAUACUACACAGUUGAAGAAUCAAAUUGCUUCCCCAAUCAUUUACAUUUUCACAGAACUCCUAGACUUGAUCUGCGGUGGGGGGGGGGGGACUGCGGGGGAGACUAUAUGAAUGUUUAACUACAUGCUUCAGCAACAGAGUGUUACCCGUUUGUGAAACUGGUAAAGUUGUUCAAACAAAGCUUCAAGUUGCCUACCCUAUUGAUAGUGAUUGUAGCAAAAUUUGUGCUUUGUUACUAGCUGCCUUAUAGGGAAAUUUAAUAAACCUUUCCAAAGCAAAGAUGUACAUACUGGAGAGAAGCUUAAAGUA
Eublepharis macularius is the source of this 1108-nucleotide messenger RNA. RefSeq names its product mitochondrial pyruvate carrier 2 (gene MPC2). Gene Ontology annotation, cellular component: mitochondrial inner membrane. The record is from RefSeq and is a predicted model, not a curated record. The transcript is spliced from 5 exons. Gene Ontology annotation, molecular function: pyruvate transmembrane transporter activity. Gene Ontology annotation, biological process: pyruvate import into mitochondria. Bases 141 to 533 code for a protein of 130 amino acids. Lineage: Eukaryota; Metazoa; Chordata; Lepidosauria; Squamata; Eublepharidae.